Phascolarctos cinereus (koala) is the source of this 6227-nucleotide messenger RNA. The record is from RefSeq and is a predicted model, not a curated record. NCBI's taxonomy places the organism in Eukaryota, Metazoa, Chordata, Mammalia, Diprotodontia, Phascolarctidae.
CGGAGCUAAUGUCACUAUUAUCCCAGCUACUAUGAAAACACCUGCCCAGCUGCGCCGGGGGCGCCCACACGGCCCAGGCCUGGAGCUCCAGGCCCAGCACUCACGGCUCCGCACACCCCAAGGACCAGGGAGCGCUGCGCCCUCACACCCACUCCCCUGGGAAAGAGCGCAGUGUCCGUAAGGCCGUGAAGCUCAGGCCCUGGCCCAGCCCCGGGCCCAGCCCCCUCCCUCCGCACCCCUCCUCCUCGGCCGCGGGCCGGGAGGAGGGGGUCGGGAGCGCGGCUCCGAGGAUCAGGUGCCGGGUUCCCCUCUCCGCUCCUGUCAAUCAGAGGCCGAGGCAGUAGUCCUGUCGUACACCGGGGCGGGCCUCCACGUGACGGGAAGCGGCGGCGGGGCCCGGACGGAGCCCCUGGGGGAGCUGCGGAGCCAACCCGGAGCCGGGGCCGGGCGGGGCCCAGCAGUCCCGGGCCUUGGCAGCUGCCAGAGCGUGCGGGAGGCUGGGCGGGCGGCGGAACGCGGCUCGGUGCGGCGCGGACCGAGGAGGCCUAGGGUGGGCGAGCGCCGUUUCAUCUAUGAAUGCUCUUGAAAUGAGCUGGCCUACUUGGUUCUUAAAUCAAGGUUUCUGAAGAUUGAUUUCCCUUUCCAUUGCUGUUUGCUGUUUUAUGAGAAGGAAGUGGUAUAUUGCAGAAGGUCAUAUAUUGGCCAGCAGGAACCAUGAAAUUUUGAAUUUUCAAGAUGAAUGAGAUCUUAGAGAUGAUCCAGUAUAGCCUAAUACCCUCAUUUUGCAGAAAAGGAAACUGAAAUCCAAAGAGGUUGAAUUACCUAGUCAAACACCUGGUUUCUGGCAGCACCAAGACGAGAAGCCAGGUCUCCAAACUCCUAGCCAGUAGAUCAUUUGAGAGAAAUGAUGAACAUCAAGGCUUUCAGACUGGUCUCUGCCAUCGAGCGGGAGCUCCUGAUGGGCGACAAAGAUCACAUCAAUAUUGAAUGCAUUGAGUGCUGUGGAAAGAACCUUUAUGUUGGUACCAAUGAAUGUUUCAUCUACCACUUCCUGUUGGAGGAAAAUAUGUCACCAAAUGGAAAGGUCACUUUCUCUGCCACAAAGCAGCGGCACAAAUAUCUGGGUUUCAAGAAGCCAGUGAAUGAAUUGAAAGCAGCAUCAGCCCUCAAUAGGCUCCUGGUGCUUUGUGACAAUACCAUUGCAUUGGUUAACAUGAUGAAUCUCGAACCCAUCCCUUCAGGUGCUCGAAUAAAAGGGGCAGUGACUUUUGCUUUAAAUGAGAACCCUGUAAGUGGGGACCCCUUUUGUGUAGAGGUUUGCAUCAUUUCUGUCAAACGUAGGACCAUUCAGAUGUUUAUGGUCUAUGAAGACCGAGUCCAAAUUGUAAAGGAAGUGUCAACCCCAGAGCAACCAUUUGCUGUGGCUGUGGAUGGCCACUUUUUAUGCUUGGCACUCACUACACAGUACAUCAUAUUGAAUUAUAACACAGGGGCCUCCCAGGAUCUGUUCCCAUAUUGCAGUGAAGAGAGACAGCCAAUCGUGAAGAGGAUAGGGAGGCAAGAAUUUCUACUGGCUGGGCCUGGAGGACUAGGCAUGUUUGCCACAGUAGAUGGGAUAUCCCAGCGCGCCCCUGUGCAUUGGUCAGAGAAUGUGAUUGGUGCAGCCAUUUGCUUUCCAUAUGUAAUAGCUCUAGAUGAUGAAUUCAUUACAGUGCAUAGCAUGUUGGAUCAACAACAAAAACAGACUUUGCCUUUUAAAGAAGGUCAUAUUUUACAGGACUUUGAAGGAAGAGUGAUUGUAGCUACCAGUAAAGGAGUAUAUAUCUUGGUUCCAUUACCCCUUGAAAGACAAAUUCAAGAUCUCCUUGCAAGUCGAAGAGUGGAAGAAGCUUUAGUUUUAGCAAAAGGAGCACGAAGGAACAUUCCAAAAGAAAAAUUUCAGGUAAUGUACAGAAGAAUCCUGCAGCAGGCGGGGUUUAUACAGUUUGCACAGCUUCAGUUCCUAGAAGCUAAAGAACUCUUCAGAAGCGGCCAGCUUGAUGUCCGGGAGCUGAUAUCUCUGUAUCCCUUCCUGUUGCCUACUACUUCUUCAUUCACACGGUCUCACCCCCCUCUGCAUGAGUAUGCAGACCUGAACCAGCUGACUCAAGGAGACCAGGAGAAGAUGGCCAAGUGCAAAAGAUUCCUCAUGAGCUACUUAAAUGAGGUCCGUAGCACUGAAGUGGCAAAUGGCUACAAAGAAGACAUUGACACUGCUUUGCUCAAGUUGUAUGCAGAAGCAGAUCAUGAAAGCUUGCUGGACCUUUUGGUCACAGAGAACUCCUGCCUUUUAACAGACAGUGUGGCGUGGCUUGAGAAACACAAAAAAUAUUUUGCACUUGGACUUCUUUAUCAUUAUAAUGGCCAGGAUGCUACUGCAGUGCAGUUAUGGGUGAACAUUGUGAAUGGAGAAAUCCAUGACUCUACUCGUUCAGACCUUUAUGAAUAUAUUGUUGAUUUCCUAACCUACUGCUUAGACCAAGAACUAGUGUGGAAAUAUGCUGAGUGGGUAUUGCAGAAAAGUGAGGAGGUUGGAGUUCAGAUUUUUACCAAAAGACCUUUGGAAGAGCACCAGAAAGAUAUCUUCAACCCAGAUGACAUCAUCAACUGCCUUAAAAAAUACCCUAAGUCUAUUAUUAAGUACCUGGAACAUCUAGUUGUGGACAGGAAAGUACAAAAGGAAGAGUAUCACACUCACUUAGCCAUCCUGUAUCUAGAGAAAGUGCUUCAGCAGAAGCCCAGUGCAAAUGGUAACUGUGCAGAAGUGACUGAAACUCAGGCAAAGCUACGGAGUCUGCUUCAAAAAUCUGAUCUGUACAGAGUCCACUGCCUGAUAGAUAAAAUCCAGGGGACCAGCCUUCACAUGGAAAGUGCAAUAUUACAUGGAAAGCUGGAGGAGCACGACAGGGCCCUGCACAUCCUGGUACAUGAGCUAAAGGACUUCUCUGCGGCUAAGGAUUACUGCCUGUGGAAUUCUCAGAGUAAAGACCCUCUGUAUCGGCAGCGGCUCUUCCACAUGCUGCUCUCUGUUUACCUAAAGCCAGGACCCUCUGAUUGUGACCUGGUUCCGGCUGCCGUGGACCUCUUGAACCACCACGCCACCGAGUUCGAUGCAGCUCAGGUUUUACAGCUGGUGCCUGACACCUGGUCGGUUCAACUUCUGGCACCUUUCCUUACCAGGGCUGUGAGGGAAAGCCUUCACACCAAGAGGAUGACUCAAGCUGCAUUGGGUUUGGCCAAAGCAGAAAACUUACUCUACAAACAUGAUAAGAUAAAAUUAAAAGGAAGCCCAGUUCGGCUGUCAGACAAAAAGCUUUGCCAGAUGUGCCAAAGUCCCUUUUGUGAGCCUGUGUUUGUUAGGUAUCCGAAUGGUGGUGUUGUCCACACUCAUUGUGCUGCAAAUAGACACACGAACCUUAACUCAUCUAGCCCUGGCAAUCGGACUUGAAAAAGACACAUUUGUACUUGCAAACACUUAUUCCUUUGUAAAAUGUGCUGGAUAAAAAGACCAGAGUACAGCUGCUCUUGACAUCAAAAUGAAAGAAUCAUACCCUGGGUGCUGGGAAGGUGUCAGUCGAUGUGAAACAUGAACAUUUAAUUGCUGAUCUUUUUUAUGAAUGUAAAUGAAAAAUACCUUAUCAUAAAUAGAAUCAUUCAAGAGUGAACUUCUCCUUGUAAAUAGUAAUCGAAAACAAACGUCUGCUUUCUUCUGAAAGAAAAAUGAGCCUUUCCUUUUUCAUCAAGGCAAAUCGUGGGGGAAACCAGGACUGACAAAUUCCUUUCUUUCUUUUAAGGAACAUAAAUUUGCACUGAAAAUAUUUGCUAUAAUGUGACAUGAUGAUGAGGGUGUCUUUUUUUUUUUUUUUGUAAAUCCAAGGAAGUGGUCAGUGUUUAGAGAUCUUGUUAAAUAGAGGGGCUCACACUGUGCCACUCUUUCCAAGAUCCUGCAUUAAUCACGGUCAAUAUAGCACAUCCAUGUUUGGGGUCUACAUCCACUUUUUCAGGAAUAGAUCAUGAACUAUACUUUUGCUUUGAAAUUGCUGGCUUUGGGGGGCCACCUCUGUGUUGUUACUGUUCUCUGUUUCCCAACCCAUUAUUUUGGUUGGCCAGAUUUCCACUAAGCACUAACCCUUGGGUUAUUUAUUUGUUUUUCUGCUCAAUGCAAUGUGUUCAUAUCCAUUGGAAAUGGAUAGUCUCUCAUAGCUUAAAAAACAAAAAAAAACCUACCUUCAGGACUUAAAAGACAGUGGCAACAAUCAAGUCAGUCUACCUGCUUAGUGGCCACGUUUCCAUUCCUAUGUCCUAUAAAAAUGUUUCCUCACCCACCAGUAUGAAAUUCUACAACUAACACGUUGGACUAGGAGAUUUUAUUUUUAACUUAAAUCAUAUUCACAUUGACUUUUUUUGUUUGUUCCUAAAUCCUUUUACUUUACUUGGGGUUAUUUUUUCUUCAUUAACAAUUUACCUCUUAUCCAGAACUUGGAUCAUUAAAAGGGAAUCACUCAGUGGGGACAAAUAGAAUGUUGUCUUCAUGAGACACCUGUUUUGACCUCAUGUAUUUGGACAAGUGGUUCAGGAAAGCUGCCUUUGCACAGAUGAUGGAGAAAUACUUUCCCUGAUGAGUGCUUUGUCUACUACCACAAGGAAAAAAAAAUCCCAUAAGGCAGUCCUGCCUCCUGAUACGUGCAUACUUUUUUAACGUUUAUUAAUAAAGCGUGAAAAUGCUUCUCAUUCUCAAAAGAUUUGGAAUUCAUGUUGUGUUUUUGGUAUAACAUUAUUGAUCAUUUAAAGCCACUAUGGUUUCAUUGUCCUAUUUUAGAUUUGUGCUAGGACACAAAUUUGUAGUUAUAGUUUCUAGUCAGAACUGGCAUUCAGGAAAACCAGCCAUGCAGCUGUUACUUUCCAAAUUCAAGCACUAUUUUGCUACCUGUGAUAACUUAAUGAUGCUAAACAGUGCCCUCUAUUACUGUUCAUCCACUACCGACUUGUGAAGGUUUGCUGUUCAGCCGAUUCCCAGUUCCAUUACAAAUGUUUCCUGUCCUAAUUGUAAUCUGCUCUUCCUUUCCCCUUUCCCAAUUCCAAGUGGGUCAAAAAUUAAGUAUCACUACAUUAUUUGGGGGCAAGGGGAAUGGUAUCAUUCUCUCAACUCAUUGUGGCUCUGUUAUCUGAAGAAUAAAUUAUUAAGAAAUUAUGCUCUGUAGCUGGACUAUAUCGGAUGUAAAUUGAUUUGUGAUUAAUUCAGAACCCGCUCAUGAAUUUUGCACAGCUGAUGACUCUACUGCUUACAGAAUGAUUAUAUUAUUGCCCAUGUUGUAAUUACAACUUGUGAGUUUGAAUUUAUACUCCUUGGAGAAUGGACACAAAGAUGUGGAACACUGCACCUUUUAAAGUACUCCCUCCACAGGAUGAACAGAAGUUUGGAUAAGUCUUGGUGAUGCUGUCAUCCUCCCUUUUCACUGAAUGAGCAAUAGUCCUGUGAAACUUUAAGCAUGCAUGAGACAGAUAGGAACCAGAUUUGGACAAUUCUCCAUUUCUACCCUAUUGGGGUUUUGGCACAAACAGUGGUCUGCCUUGUUGGGCAGAAUUAUCUUAUACGUUGGAAGUAAACCCCUUCCUCUGUCUCCUGGAAGUCCUUUUUCAUAUUUAAUAACUUUUUUAAAAAAUGAGGUCCCUCCCAGUAGGGCAUCUACUGUUUUGUAAUCAUGCUACUGUGUAGAACAAUUAAAAUGUUCAUUCAGUCACUCUUGCCACUAGAUUUUGCAUAACUUUUUGGUUCAUUCAGCAUUAUCUAAACUGUUUACAUUAAUACUUCGUGGGCAAUAAUGUGCUAUUUUAAUGAACUACUUAUCUUCCAUUGCCUAUAAAGUAUUAAUGUGUAUUAAAGGUGUUAUGUUUGCAGUAGAGAGAACUUCAAGCUAAAAAGUUGACGUCCAUGAGAAUAAUUAAACAUGCUGCUACUUGAAAAGGGGGUGGGGGGCAGGCACAGUUUGUUAGCUGUGGUUUGCGAUCACGUUCAUGCCUGUAUUCUGACAAAGAGAACCCCUGCUUUCUGCUUGUGCUCUGCAGGAAACUUUUAUCCUUGCUACUCUGUUUUUUGACUUCUGAUUAUGUCAGUGCACAGGGCCAGAAAUACACAGAAUGUACAAAUGUAAACAUAUGGAUUUUAUUAAAAUUCUUCUAAUUCUUGG